CUUCACAAAACGUCAUCAGUGACCAUUUCUUGUAUCUUACCAAAUAUAAUAUUUUCGAUUGUCUUGCCAGCAUGCUCGUCACAUAGUAAAGUUCUGUUUUGAUUUUCUAUUAUAUGAUGAAAAUAAUAAUUAAUUUAUGUGAUUUAAUUUUAAAAGAUACAUAAAUUAAUUAAAAGAUGAUUGGAGUUCUAUAUGCUGUAUUGUUCGUUUUGAUUGCAGAUGUAAAAACACAAGGCACGCAGAGUAGGAACCUUCUAUUUGUGAACAGACACGAACCAACUAAAGAUGGAACUUUACAGACAAAAACCCAACAAACAGUAGUGGUAUCUCCAGAAGUAGUGAUCUCUAAAAGACCUAGUGGCAAAAUUUCUCCGGCAGAUAUCAAUACUCUAAAUCUUCCAUCUCAGUUCGAAAGCGCUUUUUUGCCUGUAGGGUUCCUUUCAAACCCUACUUUAAAUAAUGCAAUUGGACCAACUGUUAUAAGUCCCAUAUCAACUACCAGUCAAUCCAUCAACAGUCUUAUUGCAUCAGUUAACAAACACACAACCCUAUUAACGAAAUCUAUUCAAACUGAUUUGCAAAGGCAGACGAAUGCUUUAACUGGUUUGAUAAAAGCUUCAGCCGAGAAAAAGAUGAACUCCGUGUUGUCAGAUGUUUUCGGUGGAUUUCAAGGUGAAAGGAACGACAAAACCAUACCUGUAACUAAUUCACUUUUCAGUGGAUUUCAAGGUGAAAGAAACGACAAAAACAUACCUGUAACUAAUUUACUUUCACUUUCAAAUACUAACAUUCAACCAUUCAAAAAUCGACAUCAAAAUGUCAACCAAAUAGGAAACUUAGGAAGACGUAUACCUCUGGUUCUUCGAAAUUCGAACGAUUUGGUUCAGCAAUCACAAUUUGUAAGAACACCACCUCGUCCCGAGUCUUUUAGACCCAUAGUCGUAUCUAGACAACCAGCGUUGACAGUAUCGCGAUCUAGAGAACCGGCGUUGACAGCAUCGCGAUUUAGAGAACUAGCAUUGAUAGGAUCGCGAUCUAGAGAACUAGCAUUAAUAGGAUCGCAAUCUAGAGAACCGGCGUUGACAGCAGCACGACCUUUAGUUCUAGCUCCAACAAGGUUUUCAACAAACCAAAGAAACACUGACAUCAGGACAAGGACACGACAGGCCAUGGAUACAACUGACACUAGGUCAAGGACACGACAGACCAUUGAUACAUCUAACACACGAACAAGAAUACCGUUAAAUCCGUCACGGCCAAGAUCUGAAACGCAAUUGCAACAGUUACAACUCAGAAGACAGUCUAUGGUUACUAGAAACAGAUUAGCGCAAUUACAAGUAACAAGGCAGCAAAUAGCACGGGGACAGAAUACACCCAUUCAACGUCAACGGGCACAGACAAGACCAGUAACAAGACAAAUGGUCCAGACGCAACAAUCUCGUCGAUGCCCCUCGCAGGAUGAUUGCAGACCAAUAGUUCCAGCCACGUGCAGACGAACAUCGUAUAUAACAGACGACAAUGGAAGGCGGUUAUGCAGAGGUUGUGAUGAGGACAGCUGUGCAUUUGCAGGAUUUGAAACAAGAUGGGGUCAUGGAUUUGGUUGAAUGAUUACUUAUUCUAUUGGAUGAUAGCAAGACGCUUCCUGCUGCAGACAAAGAAAAAGGGGGAAAUAUUGUCUUUGUUGAUUAUUUCGUCUGUUUAAAGAUGAAACGGUGCUGAGUAAAUUAUAUUUUUAUACGACAUAUGUGAACAAAUAUAUAUAUUUACUAUUAUAACUUUUUUUCAAUUUUCCCAGUUCAAAUCUUUGCGAGAAAUAAUUCAUACAUUUAUCAACUCGUUGGUCAAAUAAAAAGAUGUCCGUUUGAUGUUUUAGUGAAGAGACAGGAGGAUUUGAACACGAAUAUGCUGGCCUGGCAAGGACUGAAACUGAAUAACCUUGCCAAAACAAGAAUGAAAAUGAUAGUUUCCUCAACAGAAUACACGAUAUUAGAUGUGUACAAAAAAGAAAAUAAAUGGAAUGAACAGGAAAAAA
Molecule: messenger RNA, 2032 nt
Organism: Mytilus trossulus (common blue mussel)
Lineage: Eukaryota; Metazoa; Mollusca; Bivalvia; Mytilida; Mytilidae
Exons: 3
Coding region: 177-1604 (475 amino acids)
Source: RefSeq, a predicted model, not a curated record